GUUUAUAAGGUCGCGUCGAGCAUCUCGAAUCGGGGUUUGAUCAGCAGCCCUGGAAGCUCUCCCUUCAUCCCUGUCAAUCGCCAGCAAAAUGAAGUUUCCGAAGCUCUCGACAACUCUCCUCGUCUCGCUGCUUCAGGCACCCCAAUGGGCGGCCGCGAAGUUGGCAGCAAAUGAGACCGACACCAACCUCGUCAUCGCCAACGACCGGCUCUAUGCUGCCGUGGCGAAGAAUGGAGGCUCCAUCGUCACCCUCACUCUCGAUGGGCAGAACCUGUUGGGAACACGCUCGGGAGCCACCGGCCAGGGCCCGUACCUUGACUGCUACUGCACCCCGGCCGGAUUCUGGACUCCCGGGUCUGUCAAUCCAACCUAUAAGCUGUUCAAGGGAACCGACUCCUCCGGCACCGACUACGGCGGCAUCAUGAUGUCCGACACCUAUACUCAGACCGGCCAAGUCCUCCAGCAGUACUGGUUCCUUCGAGACGGAGAGACGGGCCUGCAUACGUUUAGCAGAGUGGCGUACCACAAUGAGACGACGCCGUUCUUGCGCAACCUGCAGGAGAUGCGCACUCUGUUCCGCCCGAACAGCAACAUUUGGACUCAUCUCCUCACAAACGAGAAUCAGUAUGCGCCGCUGCCUGGAAAUGCGGCCAAGGCCAGCCAGGUCGUGGUGCAGGAUGCGACCUGGGAUAUGAGCGCCGCGCCGAACGAUGCCUACGUUCAACAGGAGUCUGAUUACUUCACAAAGUACACUUUCCAGGAUACAUGGAGAGAUGUCACAGCCUAUGGAAUGUUUGCGGACGGCUCGAACACCGACGACGGCAAGACUUACGGAGCUUGGAUGGUCAUGAACACCAAGGACACCUAUUUCGGCGGACCUUUGCACUCGGAUCUCACAGUUGACGGAAUUGUCUACAACUACAUCAGCUCCAACCACCACGGUGACCAGACGCCAAACAUUACCAACGGCUUUGACCGAACCUUUGGACCUCAAUACUUCCACUUCAACAGCUUCCCCGCCGACACUGAUAUCCUGACCGCUCACGCCGACGCCGUGCAGUAUGCCGACCCUGAGUGGAACGCCGACUUUUACGACUCCAUUGCCGAGCAUGUUCCCAACUAUGUGACAUCGAAGAAGCGUGGUACCUUUAAGCUCAAAGCCAGUAUCCCCAAGGGUGCCAAGAACGCCAUUGCAGUGCUCGCUCAGGAAGGCGUUGACUUCCAGGACAAUGUCUUCGAUACCUCGGCAUAUCAGUACUGGGGCGACAUUGACAAAAACGGCUAUGCCAGCAUCCCCAUGGUCAAGGCGGGCACAUACCGUUUGACUAUUUAUGCCGAUGGCGUCUUUGGGCAAUUCACACAGGACAAGAUUAAGAUCAAGUCAGGGAAGACAGAGACCACGAAAGUGACGUGGAAGGAAGAAGCCGCCGGCAAGGAACUUUGGCGCAUCGGCACUCCAGACAAGUCGUCUGGCGAAUACCGCCACGGUUACGAGCGCGACACCGAGCACCCGCUCCAGCCGGAGCAGUACCGCAUCUACUGGGCUGCAUACGACUUCCCCAACGACUUCCCCGAAGGCGUGCGGUUCAAGGUCGGCGAGAGCGAUGUGGGCCAAGACCUAAACUACGUGCACUGGAGCGUCUUUGGCGGGCGCGCGAACUCGGUGCGGACCGAGGAGUACGUGGGUAACGGCGACGUGAACAACUGGACCAUCGCCUUUGAUCUCAAGGACUCGCAGAUCCGACGGAAGGACAAGGCGACGUUCACUGUUCAGCUUGCGGGCGCCAAGACAGCGGCUGGUAACACGGAUGUGUAUAAUGCCUCGGAGCCGCACUCCAACCUGAAGUAUACCGUGAAUGUCAACGGAAAGGACCUCAAGCCCUGGGUCAUCCCAUACUAUCACAGCAGUUCGUGUGCGGUUCGAUCUGCUGUCAUCUGCUACAACAUUGCGCAAAAGUUUGUCUUUGACGCGGGUCUUCUCAAAAAGGGCGAGAACGAGAUCGUAUUGAGUCUGCCGUAUAACGCUACUGACUACGAGUCAGCUUUGUUGCCGUCCUCUGUGUAUGUGCAGUACGACGCACUGCGGUUGGAGAUCAAAUAAGCUGCCUAUGUGUCAGUGUCAAUUGUGAUGCUGAUGGUAGUCGCUCUCAGCACGAGGCUGGGAGCGGGAUUGGCAACGGGAUUGAGAUCGAGCCUCAUGCCGACCGGGAUGAAUUAUCGGUUAUCGGCCUUUGUCAUCUUCACUCCAAAAUAGAUUAAUACCAAAGACGUGAAAUGUGAUG
This is a messenger RNA of Ilyonectria robusta, 2282 nucleotides long. RefSeq names its product galactose mutarotase-like domain-containing protein. Gene Ontology annotation, biological process: carbohydrate metabolic process. The transcript is spliced from 5 exons. The record is from RefSeq and is a predicted model, not a curated record. The coding region runs from base 89 to 2101 and encodes 670 amino acids. NCBI's taxonomy places the organism in Eukaryota, Fungi, Ascomycota, Sordariomycetes, Hypocreales, Nectriaceae. Gene Ontology annotation, molecular function: catalytic activity; carbohydrate binding.